This is a messenger RNA of Polistes canadensis, 7756 nucleotides long. RefSeq names its product menin (gene Mnn1). Gene Ontology annotation, biological process: negative regulation of cell population proliferation; regulation of transcription by RNA polymerase II; negative regulation of cell cycle. Lineage: Eukaryota; Metazoa; Arthropoda; Insecta; Hymenoptera; Vespidae. Gene Ontology annotation, cellular component: chromatin; nucleus; histone methyltransferase complex. Gene Ontology annotation, molecular function: transcription cis-regulatory region binding; chromatin binding; Y-form DNA binding. The record is from RefSeq and is a predicted model, not a curated record. The coding region runs from base 270 to 2090 and encodes 606 amino acids. The transcript has 5 exons.
AAUAUUAUUGGAAUGUUUGGAGAGAGAGAGAGAAAAAAUACAUAAAGGUUGAUACGCGUAGUCCCGACACAAGAAAACAGGACUGAAGGUUGCUUUCUUGAAGAAAUAGUGGAAACACUCCUAGUGGCGGCGCGCCGCUGGAAUAUAGUGUUGCGGUUUUUCUUGUGCGGAAAUGUGAACAUUUUUGGAGUACAAGGGGAAAUUCAAAGGCGAUUAGCGUGUGCCGUUGGUCGACGGUGAAAAGGGUCAGAAGGCCUGCCAGUUGCGACAUGGCGGGUUUUCGAGAAGAGGAUAAAGCACUCUUCCCGAUCCAAAGCAUAUCCUCGAUCGUCCAGAUCUUCCAAAAUCAGCUGGAAAAUAGCUCUGAGCCAGACCUCGCGCUACUUUCAAUCCUCGUCGGUGCUGUUGAGAAUUCCCUAACCUGUAACCGGACAUUUACGCCGCAGGAGAACACUGUUUACGACGAGCCUAAAUUGCCGGCCGUCGAGUAUCAUAUAGCUGAAGCGUUAUAUACAAAGUUUCAUGCUGUUAUCAAAGGAGCUGUCGAUUUAACAGUUUACGACACCAAAUAUGCUACGAGAGAGCUUAUCAAGAAAGUUUCGGACGUUAUAUGGAACUCCUUAACGAGAAGCUACUACAAAGAUCGAGCUCAUCUACAGAGUCUCUACAGUUAUCUUACUGCUAACAAAUUAGAUUGUUUUGGAGUGGCUUAUGCAGUAGUUGCAGGGUGUCAGGUGUUAGGAUUUAAAGAUGUUCAUCUUGCCAUGUCAGAGGACCAUGCAUGGGUUGUAUAUGGAGAGCAUGGUUCUGAAACUGCAGAGGUUACAUGGCACGGGAAGGGAAACGAGGAUAAACGUGGGCAACCCGUUGAACCUGGUGUAGCUUCUCGAUCGUGGUUGUAUGUAAAUGGUCAGGCAGUUGUAUGUUCUCGUGCUAUGGAAGUUGCCACAAUAGUAUCUGCUAUAAAUCCUAGUCUAAGUGCGACAGCUGAUGCAGCAGAAGUAGCAUUGCUCCAACAAGAAUUAUUAUGGUUACUCUAUGAUUUGGGUCAUCUUGCAAAAUAUCCUAUGGCGCUUGGCAAUUUGGGUGAUUUAGAAGAGGCAGCACCAACGCCAGGAAGACCCCCAGCAAUAGAUUUAUUUCAGGAAGCCGUAAGAUGUGCCAGAAAGUAUUAUGGUAAUGCACACGUUUAUCCAUAUACUUAUCAAGGUGGAUAUCUCUAUAGACAUGGAUUACAUGCUAAUGCUCUAGCGUCUUGGUCUGAUGCUGCAGACGUAUUGAGAAAAUACGACUAUUCGCGGGACGACGGAGAAAUAUAUAAGGAAUUAUUGGAAAUCGCCAACGAAUUAAUACCUCACACGGUAAGGGCCGACGAGCGACUGUUACGACAGCCACGAUGUUUCGUCUACCUUCUAAGAUUUUACGACGGUAUUUGUCAAUGGGAGGAAGGGGCAAAUACUCCUGUUCUGCACAUAGGUUGGGCACGACCAUUAGUGAAUACAAUUUCUAAAUUCGAUGCUUCGAUUCGUGCUCAGGUUGUCAUUGAGUGUUACGAUAUGGAAACAAAGCAAGAGGAAGAGAAGAUGCAAAAGAGAGAAACCAGUCCCGAUGAGACUCUUAACAAUAAUAAUAAUAAUUAUUGUAAAACGAAGGAGAGAGGUAGUGCUGCACGCGAUUUAAUCAAAAGUUUAGAGUCUAAAGUACCGGCCAAUCCAGCACCGAUGCAUCCCAGUAUUCAAGCAUUGACAGCUGCUUGCAGUGAAAAAAUCCUCAAUAGAGAUUAUUUACUGCAAGGUGGUGGCGAACCUUUCGUCGCACCUCCUGAAGAUGCCUUACCGCCAGCACCAUCAACAUCUCAGGAAAGUCUAGAUCCCGAAGAGGAGGUAGAUUCGGAAAACGAAAGGCCAAGAAUAACGUUGUACAGUCAGAAAAUGAAGGGCCUCAAGGAUCUUCUGUUAGCUGAGAAAUUAAACACGCAUGCUAUUUCGUUGCAAUUAACCGCACAAAGUCAGGUACAAAUAGGUAAGAAGUCACGCGGUAGCGACGAGGUAGGAGUCAACCAACGUCCCAAAAGGACGCGACGGGACUAGUAUAAGAUCUUUGACCACCGUUUUGGUUUGGUUAAGUAUUGAACAACACGUUAACUCCGUUCUAUAUUUCGUCUUUUAUGAACGACGAAGAAUAACGGGAAACGUGAUUAAAAAUACAUAACGGUGGUCUAUACUUGCCGGCGAAAUGAAUGAAAGAAAGAAAAAAAAAAGAAGAAACAGAAAUUAGAAGGAAAAAGUCUUCGCCCUAAUAGUUUCCUUUUUUUUUUUUUUUUUUUUUUUUAAUGAAUUCUCGAAGUGUUGAAAACCCUUCCUCGAAGAUCUUGAGUAGUUUCUCGAAUGAGAAAAAUCGUAAUGAUUUCUCCGUGGUUGGCUUUUGAACAUUCUCUCAUUUAAACUUCGAGACGAUGGGAACUUUGUCGUUUUAGAGAUAGGUAUAGUAGAUAUGAACAAAAUUUAUAGAAAAGUACAAAAAAGUUCUCCCCCAUCCCACCCUUUUUAUUUAAGUUAAAUACCAAUAAUCGCGGGUACUUGAGUAUUUGAGUCUUCGUGAAAAGAAAAGAAAAAAAAGAGAUAAAAACGAAGGUAUUUUACACGCCUUAGACGCGUGUAUUCUUUCAUUCUUCCACGGUGUUAGAAAAAAAAAGUAAAAGUAAAAAAGAACAAAACAAAAAGAAAAGAAAAAUAAGAAAUAGAAAUCUUUCCUUAUUGCACGGUGAAGAAAAAGAAGAAAAAAAAGAAUUAAUCGAAUAUCGUACCUAAUCCUAUUAUUAUAGGAAAUUCAGAUUUUUUCCUUCAGUACGAUUAUUUAUUCUAUUAACGACAUUAUGAUUUAUCGAUGCGCGAAUCGAUCGAUAUUCGGUAUUCGUCGUUUCUUAUAUGUCUAACUUUCUUGUUGCACUCUUAUUUAUUGAUUCACGUUUUUUCUAUUGAAGCUAUUGCACUAUGAAUGAUUACAAUUGACAAGUUGUCGUUAAUGUUUUUUAAAUAGUAGUUGAAACUUUUGUUAGAAUUACGCUUCUAUGGUCUAGUAAGAGAAACCACACAUUCCACUCUGUACGUGGUGCAAACUAAUUAAGUUUUACCUAAGGUAUUUUAAGCAUAAAAUGCUCGCUUAUUUUUAUAACUAUUUAUUUUCAGAAGUAAUUAUAAGUACCUAUUCGUAGUACUCCGUUUGGCUAUUUUUCGAUAGGGUAGGACGAACAUAGAUACGGUGCGCUAUAUCUACGGUUUGAUCUAUAUUCGAUUAUUCGUAUAUUCGAAAUAUGUUUUAAUUAUGGAGAAAUUUUAAAUACUUGCGACAAAAUUUCCACACAUAAACGAUGAAUGAUGAUAAUUUUUAUUCUUAAAAUCUUUACUCUUCGUCGUGUUUUAUAAAUUUGAUAUAUGUAUAUAUAUAUAUACAUAUACACGCGCUCGUCGUCGCAAGUCAAAUUAAUAUAUUAUCCGGCAGCUUAUAGCAGCUGACGAUUUUUAUUAUUAAUUUAACGAAUUAUAUUUUAAAUCUUUUUAAUUUUUUAUUAUUGAUAAUAUUAUUAUUAUUUUUAUUAUUGGUUUUCUUUGUUUUUAUAUCUAUUGUGACAUUAUUGACUUUUCCGUAGUGCUAACGUCACACGUUUCUUUGUUUAUUUUUUGUUUAUUUUUUAUUUUUUAAUUUUAUUUUUAACGCGUAAUAUUAUGGUCAUAGUGGCAUGACCCGAAUCAUUUUAUCGAACACAGUACCUUCCUAACAGUACUAUAUUAUUAGUUUCUCCUAUCCUAAUUACCUCGAAUCUUGAUGGAUAUUGCGGAUAUCCAAGUACGUAAUAAAUAAUCGCAUCGACUUUGAUGUUAAGAAAACGAAAAUGAAGAAAGAAAGGUAAAAAAAAAGAAGUAAACGAAAAAGCAGAAAUAUGACUAAAGAAUUAUUUGACAAUGUUUAGACAGGUUGUUGUAGAGUACGUUGUUGACAGGAUGAAUAUAAAUGGUUCGAGCAGAUCGACGAUCACUUAAAUAAUGAAAGGCGCUAUCUUACUGUGAUGCUGAAUAUAUACUAUAUAAAUAUAUAUAUAUAUAAAUAUGAAUAUAUAUAUAUAUAUAUAAUUAUACAAUUAAUAAUCGUAAUAACUAACAGGCACCCUGACAAUUGCAGAAUUUGUUCUCUCACUUUCGUGGAGAAAAAAGGAAAAUUCUCUGCGUCGUGCUGAAUUAUUAAAAUGAAAUAAGAAAAAAUAAAUAAAUGAAUAAAUAAUAACAACAGCAAACAUGCUAAUAAUAAAAAAAAAAUUAGAAAUGAUUACAAUAACAAUGUAAUUAUUGCGGAAACGUGAGAUAUCGAUAUUCGACGUGAUAUCAAUUAUGUCGUCCGUCGAUCGUCUGCCGUGCUUGCCGCAGCUAAAAUCGAUCUUUUUGGGUGUAUGUAUAUAUACACAUUUUUUUAUAUCUUUCUUUCGUUUUCUUUUUUCUUUCUCCAAAUGAAAAAUAGUAUGUAUACGUAUAUAUGUAUAUAUUUAUCGUUCUUGGUGCAUAAGUUAGGAUCGUACCCUUUUAGCAGGCGACGCACGUCAGAAUCAACGGCAUGUUUUUUCUCUGACACUGUAUCGAUGCAUAUUUCUCCUAACGUUUAUCGAAAGUUAACAUAUAAAAAAAAAAAAGAAGAAAAAAAGAAAGAAAAAUUAAAAAAAAAAUCACAAUGGAAGUAACGUGCGUGUUACGAGUUAAAAAAAAGAAUACAUGCGUAUAGUCAUCGCACGCUCGUAUAUGUAUAUAUAUUUAUAUGGAUGUUAUACAUUUACGAGAGAGUUGAUCGCUUGUUUUCUUUCAAUUUCUUCUUAUCAUCGUUUUUUAUAUAUGUAUAUGUAUAUAUGAUUUACUUGGCAGAUGCAAGUUCGAUUUUUUCAUUUCCCUAUUUAUCAGUAAUUGAGAAAAACAAAAAAAAAAAGAAGAGAAGAAAUAUUGUUCGUUUUAUCUAAACCAUCAAUGAAUUAUAUUUUUUGAUAAAUCACAUAAAAUAUUCUUCGUUUAAUCGUAAAACUUCUUUCGUCGAAAAAAAAAGAAAAGAAUGGGGAAAAUAAUAAUAAAUAAAGGUAUAAAAAAAUAGAAAAUUAAGAGAACUUAUGAUAAACGAAUUGUAAAUCUUCUUUUCUGCGCCAUUUACUAAUGACGCGUAUGCGUAUCUAGUAUUUUUUGUUUUUAUUUUUAUUUUCGUUUUCAUUUUCAUUUUUAUUUUGAUGAUAUAAAAAGAGCGAUUUUUAAAGAAGACUACAGGGAUUAUUAUGCAUAAUUAUAGGAAUAGUAAGAGAAGAAUUAUGGUGCAACAGAACAGUAUUUUUAUAUUAGCGGGGGCGCGGAUUUGUCCUCUUCUCAACUUAUUAUUGGUAAUAUUUGAACGUAGAGUCAGAUGAUUAUUGCGCGACAUUUUCUUAUUGAUCUACGUAGAAUGGAGUUGUGCGUUAAAAAAAUUAUAAAAUACAAAAGUAAAGAAAAUUUGAAAAAGAAAAAAAGAAAAAAUCGCUCGUGAUGCGCGAAUCAGUGCUGAAUGAUAAUGAUGAUUAUGAUAAUUAUUAUACCGAUUAUGAUGAUGAAAAUGAUGAUUAUGAUGGUGAUGAUUAUGAUAAUGAUGAUAAUGGUGAUGAUGAUUAUGAUGGUAGUAAUGAUGAUGGUGAUGAUGAUUAUGAUGACGGUGGUGGUAAUGAUGAUUAUGAUGAUUAUAUGAUUAUUUAUUGAUAAAUUAAUUCUUAAGAAAAGUUCGUAACACGAUUCGUAAAUGUUUAUAAAACUAUUAUAUGUAUAUUAUCGAGCAUUUCGAUUACAGAUGAAUUAAUAUUAUUCGCUGGCAAAACUCGAGGAAAGGAAGGAUAAGAAGAAAGAGUGUUCUUGGUAAUACGCGCACGAAGGAUGGAUUAUUAAUGAAUACGAUAAAAUAGAAAAAGAAAGAAGAAGAAGAAAAAGAGAUCUCCGAUCAUCGUCUUUUCGCUCUCUCAAAAGAAAAGAGAAAAGAAAAAAUAUUCACGGACAAAUAAUUCAUUUUCCUGUAGUGCUUUUUGAUUUUCGAUUUUCGUUCGGAGAAAAUAUUAACAAAGCCUUCGAAAAUGUGUUAUUUGAAAUUAAGGAAAACAAAAUAAUUACUAACAUACGCAAAAAAAAAGAAACACAUUAUUUACAUACACUACAUUGUAAAACACACUAGUUUAAUAUCUAUUUUUUUUUUCCUACUCCUCUCUUUCUCCCUCUCCUCUCUAUAUUUUUCACGUAUCAAUUUACUAUCUUAUUCCGUAUGUAUUUGCAAUGUUAUUACGAUGAACAAGAGAAACCAUUUUCUAAUGUAAACCUUUUUCUAAUCUUUAUCCAUGUUUAUCCUGUAUUGUUUAAACAAUAUACACUCACGAUGCUAUCUUGCCUUUAAGUUUUAUCAUGACUUCGAGUCAUAGUUCGUAAGAGUAGGUUUUGCCAUGUGCGCUAAAAAAAAUAAUUCAAUAAUUAAAAAGAUACAAGUCCGAAAAAAUGAUUGUUCUCCAUCCAUCCUCCGUAGGAAGAAAAAAAUGAUAAUAAUAUUAAUAAAAAUAUAUAUAAAAGAACAAUUGAUAUCGCACGAUCGAGUAUAAUAUCUGCUAUCAUAAAUGAAAUUUUACCUACCAUGGUAGUGCCAUAACAAAACGAUUGUAUACUUCGAAUGCGUCUGUAAUUGUUAAUUGUACAUACAUACAUAUACGUAUCGUACGAAAUUUUCUCAGCAAAAUAGUCUUUCGUUUUUUUCGUUCUGCAAACUAUUCCAACACCUCCGCUAUAUUAUUUUUUUAGCGCACAAGAGUAUUAAGAUUUAUUUAACCCUCUAUAACGCGCACUAUGAUUAUCAUAUAUCCGUAUUAUAUUAUAUAGUUCUUUUUUUUUUCCUUUUUUUCACUGAGAUUUUAUUUUUUAUAGUAAGUUUUUUGUAACAUACGAAAAUGCAACGAAACAUUUCCGUAGCAAUGAAACAUACAAUUAUUAAAAUUGACAUCGAUAAUUUUAUAUAUAUAGAAUAUAAAUAGUUUGCCAACGGUGCUCUUAAAUAAUUUGCAUUUUUAUUAGUUAUAGAGGGUUAAAUUAAUAUAUCGAGCUGAUCCAUCUAUCAUUGUUAUUUUGGAUCAUCGUGCUCGAUCAGUCGACAAUGAGCGAUUUGGUAUUAUGCAAUGUGCGUGAUCUCGAGGACUUGGAUAGAUUUAUGCAUAUGAUUAAAUAAAUACAGAACAAAAUAAGAAGAAAGAUAGUUAUCUCUAAGGCUUCCUACAUAAGAAAUCGUAUCUCGUUAUGUUUCUUAGCUAUUAUACUAUAUUUUUUCUUAUUUAAUUAUAACUCUCAGUCAGCUCUUAUCGAAUUGUAAAUGAAAAAGAAACGUUAUGCUAUUCCGACGUCGACAGAGCCUACGAAUAUUUUUGCUCCGAAAAUUAAAUAUAUAUAAAGGAAUGAAAAAAAAAAUAUAUCCCAGUUCCAAGAGAUAUUCGCUGUCGACGAUUAUUAUCUCUUAACGUAGACAUUUAAUAAUCGAUAAAAGAUUAUCGUCCACUUCCACGGAAAUGUAUUAACAAGAUAUAUAUAUACAUAUAUAUAUGUAUGUAUGUAUGUAUGUAUAUAUUUGUGUAUUUAAAAAAAUGCUAUUGUAGUAAAAUUAAGUCCAUAACACAACUAUACGUAUGAUCUGACCAUAACUUGGCAACGCAUAUAGAUAUGUAAAAAAAAAAAGCAGAAAA